This is a messenger RNA of Dreissena polymorpha, 6506 nucleotides long. RefSeq names its product growth factor receptor-bound protein 2-like. The record is from RefSeq and is a predicted model, not a curated record. The transcript has 6 exons. Lineage: Eukaryota; Metazoa; Mollusca; Bivalvia; Myida; Dreissenidae. Gene Ontology annotation, molecular function: protein binding. The coding region runs from base 82 to 771 and encodes 229 amino acids.
CCACCAUAUUCAAAUAUGGAUCCGCUGAAUAUUUAACUGACGAUCUUUGCGCGGAAGAAUUUGUAAAAAGCAAAAACCAACAUGGAGGCCGUGGCCAAACAUGAAUUUAACGCUACAGCUGACGACGAAUUAAGCUUCUCUAAGGGCGACGUUCUAAAGAUAUUGAGUCGAGAGGAUGACCAGAAUUGGUACAAAGCAGAGUUCAAUGGCCGGGAGGGAUUUAUACCAAAUAACUACAUAGACAUGAAACCACAUGACUGGUUUGUUGGAAGAAUGAAAAGAAAUGAUGCAGAGGCAAUGUUAUUACAAAAAAGUGCCAAUGGGCAAUUUUUACAUCCGGACGGAGCAUUUCUAGUUCGACAUAGUGAAAGCGCGCCUGGUGAUUUUUCAAUGUCCGUCAAAUUUCAAGAUGGAGUCCAACAUUUCAAAAUCUUACGGGACGGCGCAGGCAAAUACUUUUUAUGGGUAGUAAAAUUCAACUCUAUAAAUGAAUUGAUAGAAUACCAUCGGAGGGCUUCAGUAAACAGAGGACAGACCAUCACAUUGAAGGACAUGAAAUCACAAAAAGCUGGUUCCCCAACAGCAGAUCCUAACGUGAGGAAGGCGGCAGCGCUGUAUGAUUUCAACCCACAGGAGCCAGGGGAGCUCUUCCUUAAGAAGGGGGAUGAGGUGGACAUUGAAGAAGAGAUCGAUCGCCAUUGGUGGCGGGGGAAAAACACUCGAACAAACGAAAUUGGACUUUUCCCGGCAAAUUAUGUACGCGUCUUGUAACAUUCUGACUGCGAAGGACUUCUGUUUGACUAUGAUUAUCUGCUGUUACUUUUUUAAUAUGAGAGUUUGUGUUUGUAUGAAAAGAUAACAGUAACGGAAACCAUCGUUUAGAUUGAUGUAAGGCCAAAAGAUGUAAACAAAUAUGUUAAUUUUUUUGGGAGAUAUGUUAAUCAUGUGUGUGUUCUCUUUCCCUGUGCAUCAUCAAGCCAGUUUACCCAGUCAUGUUUGUCAUCCAUGAUCUUAGCGAAGCAUUGUUGUGUUUAAACAUCAGCCAAACCAAAGUUUCAGCUGUUUUCUGUGCGGUGGAGUGAGCUUAUUAGAUUCCCGGCCAGAUUCUUCAUACGAGUCGUGUUCUGAGAAAAUCGGGCAUUAUGCAUGUGUGUAAAGUGUUGUCCCAGAUUAGCCUGUGCAAUCUGCACAGGCUAAUCAGGGACGACACUUUCCGCUUUUAUGACAUUUUUCGUUUAAAUGAAGUCUCUUCUUAGCAAAAAUCCAAAUUAGGCAGAAAGUGUCGUCCCUGAUUAGCCUGUGUGGACUGCACAGGCUAAUCUGGAACUACACUUGAGGCACAUGCAUUAUGCCUAGUUUUCUCAGAACGCGACUCAUAUGAACCGUGCUCUUGGAAAACCAGGCUUAAUACCGGUACAUUGGUGUUAAAGUAUCAAAGUAGCCUGUGCAGUCCUCAGAGGCUAAUCAGGGACAACAUUGUUUUCUAGACCAGGUUUUUCAUUUAGAAGAGACUUACUUUACUCAUACAAUUCCAUAAAAGUUUAACCCUUUGCAUGCUGGAAAAUUUGUCGUCUGCUAAAAUGUCAUCUGCUGAAUUUCUCAAAUUAGCAUUUUCUUCAAAACAUUUUCAAAGAAAACUAUCAGAAUAGCAAACAAUUUGGAUCCUGAUGAGACGCCACGUUUUGUGGCGUCUCAUCUGGAUCCAAACUGUUUGCAAAGGCCUUUAAAAUUCGGUUCCUGCACUGAACGGGUUAAAGUGUCAUGCCUGAUUAGCCUUUGAAAACUGUACCAGCUAAUCUGGGACAACACUUUAUUCAUAUGCAUUACGCCCGGUUUUUCCAUAGAAUGGUUAAUAUUUUGUUCCUUUAGUGUUAAACAGUGCUGUCUGCUUAGCAUUUUACAUCAGAUGCAAUAGUUGCAUUCUCAAGUCUCAAAUUGUGAGCAAUUUGUUCAGGCACCAACUAUUCUGUUCAUCCUGCCUGUCUCCAUUCACUGCAGUCAAUGUGUGAUGUUUUGGCCGCUAGUCUAAUCGCAAUGUUCCUAAAAUAGGCAUAGAAAGCUGUGGUUAAGGAUGUUAAAGAAAACUUUAUGCGUAAGGUUUGCACUGUUUGGUAGUAUAUAUAGUUUUUGGUUGACAAAAUGUAUAAAUUAUGCUUUAUGUUAUGUUAUGAUUAUGUAUUUUUUUAAGCUUUUGUGAUUGGUUGAACCAAACAACAGAUUGUGAUGUGGUUCGGAUGCCUUUAUAGGAGAUACAUUUUUAGCCUGUGAAUUUUUGCUUAUAUUGUCUGUAAAGAAGACAUGGUUAACCCUUUACCACUUAGAUAUGUAUUUUUACGCAUUUUUAGUCCCUUAGAAAGUUACAUUUAAUUUAAGACUUUUCUUGCUGAAUUCAAGUUUUAAAGGCUUCAUCUCCAAACCUUUGAUUCUCAUGAGCAGCAAACAGCAUAAAACCUGAACAGACUGCGAGAUACUCGCAGGCUUCUCUAGUUUUCUGCUGUUUGCCUAUAGCCAUUUUCACUUAGCUUUGGAGUUGGAAAGGGUUAAUACACCAAUACAUGUAAUUGUACUAAAUACAUAUUUACCCUACUUUUCCUUUAACCUGUUCAAUUGUUUUAUGUGAAUUCCUGUUCGGUAUUCAUGAUUUUUUUUCUAAUGAAAUUUGCUGUUAAACCACUCAUCUCUUAAUUAAGAUAUGUGUUGAUUACAGUAGCAUAAGCUGAUUUUUAACAAAGAGUACUAAUAGGGCUGACUUUUGGAUGUAUUUGAUUUAAAAUUUCGAUUGUCUCUCUAUAUGCAUAUUCAGAUUCUGUUUUCUGAAUGAUUUGUGGGUUGCUGAUGUAAAUUAGACAGUCUUGCUUGAUUGUAAAGUUUAGCAAGGGUUGAAUGCUGGUAUACUUAAAAAGUUUUUUUUAUUGAUAAUUGAACUUGCAACGACUGUGACAGGAGAUUUUAUUUCAGAUUAAACAAUUGUUUAUGGAGGGAAUUGAAUUUCUUGGCCCACUCUAUUGAUAAAUUGUAGGGCAAGUCAUUCAUGGAAAAUGAUUUUUUUUAAUAAAUUCUUCCUGAUGAAAUAUGUAUGAUGUUGAAUAGGUAUGUUCUAUGUAAGAUAUUUUCCAAUGUGUAUUUGUUUGUUGUAAUCAUUUAUUGAGAGUUCAUAUUUUCUGAUGAAGUUAUCCUAGUUUUGUACAAGCUGAUACAUGUGUGUAGUGUACAUGUAUUGUUAUUGUUGCAUAAUUUCUUUUCUUGAGACUACCAGACAGGUUUCUGACAAACAAUCAAUUUUUGUACAAGUUUAUAAGCGUGUAAUGUGAUACUUAUGAAUGGAAUGUGUGUGAGAUUAGUUUUUAUUAUAGCAUACCUUGAGAAGAUUGUGAAAUUGUUGAAAUGGCAAUAUCAUUUUCAAAUGAAAAACAGGGCUUAUUGCAUGUGCGUUAAGUGUCAUUCCAUAUUAGCCAAUGCAGUCAGCACAGGCUAAUCAGGGACAACACUUUCAGCAUUUAAUGUAUUUUUAUGGUAUCUAUUUAAGCGGAAAGCAUUUUUCCUGAAUAGACUGCUACAGCACAGGCUAAUCUGGGACAACACUUCACACACAUAGACUGCUACAGCACAGGCUUAUCUGGGACAACACUUCACACACAUAGACUGCUACAGCACAGGCUAAUCUGGGACAACACUUCACACACAUACACUGCUACAGCACAGGCUAAUCUGGGACAACACUUCACACACAUAGACUGCUACAGCACAGGCUAAUCUGGGACAACACUUCACACACAUAGACUGCUACAGCACAGGCUAAUCUGGGACAACACUUCACACACAUACACUGCUACAGCACAGGCUAAUCUGGGACAACACUUCACACACAUAGACUGCUACAGCACAGGCUAAUCUGGGACAACACUUCACACACAUAGACUGCUACAGCACAGGCUAAUCUGGGACAACACUUCACACACAUAGACUGCUACAGCACAGGCUAAUCUGGGACAACACUUCACACACAUAGACUGCUACAGCACAGGCUAAUCUGGGACAACACUUCACACACAUAGAAUAUCCCCUGUUUUUCAAGAGUGAGUCUGAAAUGAUUUUCUUAGAAUGCAGAAAAUAGAAUAAGAAAGGAUAAACAUAGAAUUUAGUGCAUGAAUGUUUAGUAUUGUUAGUGAACUACUUGAAAUGAAAUGGCAGAAAUUUUAGGCUUCUGUUGGUAGCUUUUGACUUUGGACAAUACACUUGACAGUUAGUUAUAAACAAUUGGAGUUGUUAUAUUGAACAUCAAAAUUGUCACACAAUAUUUGUAUAACACUAGCACACUGGAAAUGAAUCAAGUGAACAAGUGAUACACUUCCAAUAGUAGAUAAUCAUGCUCACUGGUUAGUGUUUCCUUAAAGUACAGGACUUUGCAGGAAUCAAGACAAAAUGAUGGUGGAUAUUGUCUCCUUUCUCUCAUUUGGCUGCAGCAGAAGCUGUUUCUGAAGAAUGCAAACCUGUUGAUAAUAUUAUUUUCAAUGCCUUAUAAUUCUGUGUGAAUUGAAACAAAACUUGAGUCUUUACUUCUGUUUAAUGAGAUGAAAAAGAAUCCUUUUUUCGACUUGAAAGAUGAAAAUUCAAGUAUUGUUUGAAAUACUAAGCUAAAGAAUUGGCAUAAGUGCUUAACUGUUAGUGUUGUUGUUGUUAAAAUUGAAUUUUGUAUAAAAAAGUAAAAUAUAAUACAAAGUGAGGUAUGAAAGCGUAGAUGACAAUAAAUGUAUGCUUUCUGGUUGGAUUUGUCCAUGGUUUCUAUGAUACUUAAUAUUGCUUGGUUUAAUCCACUUGUGGUUCUGAUUUUUUACAAAUUUGUAGUUCAAACCAAAUGUUCAAUUUAAGGGGUUGAUUUAAUGUUUUUAGACUUAAUUUUUUUAGCAGUUCAUUUGGAUUGUGAUCCAGUGUUUAUUGUUUGCAAAAACUGCACAAUGCACAAACUUUACACAUUUUAUGUAAAAACAAAAAUUGCGAUUUAUAAGUAACUUAUCAAAAGCCUGAAAUCAUAAGUAUCUAAAACCACAUGUUAUUAUCAGAAGUAGACCAAUAGUAGAUAUAGACAUUUACAAAAACUGUACAAUUUAUUGGAGCCUUUUUGUGAUUUUAAGAAAAUUUUGUAAAAGCAUCUUUUUUUUGUACACUAUUAAUAUUAAUUGAUUUUAAUUAAUUACUUAUGCAUUUCUAUACUUGAGCACUCAUUUGCUUGUUAGAAAUAUUGUCACAUAUGCAUCAUACAAGUAAGACAUUUUGAGGCUGCCUUUGACAAUGUGGGGGGCAUCAGUGCCCUAUUGACACAUGUCUUGUUUAUAAAGUAAAAAAACAAACUAUUUCAUGUGUAUAUAGUGUUGAUAUAUUUCUAGAUUUUAUUGACAAAAAAAAGGAUGCUGUUACUGAGAUUUUGGAAGUUAAUUGCAUCUUUACUUAAGAAUGUGCUUUAAAAUUGCUGCUAUAUUUGGUAUAUUUUAUUGUUUCUGUCUUGGUAAUUGAAAAUGCAAGAUAUUUCCAUGAUUGUUGGUUAAAUGUUGUGCUGGUAGUGGUAGCAUCUGUAGUUCACGAGUGCCAACACUCUCCAACUUGUUAUUAGACCUAAUGAUAACAAUAGACCUAAGAAAUUUUUAUCUUGUGUGAUUUCAUAAUUGUAUCAUGGAUUUCAAUGUUAUUUACAGCAUAUACAACUUGUCCAAAAUGCAAGUUCUUCAUGAAGGAACAGUGAAAACAAAAUUCAUUUUAAAAAUAUAUCUUGAUUUGAUCACAGAAUCUGCUCAACAUUUCUAUAUGACCUACAUCAUGACUCAUGUACUCAAAUGUUUGUUUCUUGGAGCAACUGAUAAUUGUUAAGUGACUAGCUUUAUACCACUGGUACAUUCAUUACACUUCUUGUUAAAAAUCGCCUCUUAUUUUCAGUUUCAUUCUUUUAAUUAUUCUCCAUAAUUCUCAUCAUUCUGAAGCAUGAAAUGCUAUUGAUUGUUCAGGCACGUCUUUAGGUAUGUAACAGAGUUAUUAAUUGAGUUGAGAUCAAAGCACAUCGUAAAAAACAAUUCAGUUAGAAUAAAUGCUAUAUUGAAAAAGUCCCAUUUGCUGUAAAAAAAAACACAUGUUUUAUGCUGCUUGCUAAAUCAACAAAUGAUUAUUAUAUUUGAGUUUAUUAGUAGUUGUGGAAUAUUUGUUUAUUGAGAAUUUGAAAAGCAUAAUUAAAAGCAUAUUUCGAUUGUGUAGAGCUCUGUUGAUUGUAUUUAAUGUUACAAAUCUAUGUAAUGAUCAUGUUUAUUAUUCAGUAUCAUUAUGUAGAAAGUUUUUUUACUGUUCGCAUAGCUCUAUUAGCAUCCUCAGAUUAGCGUUUUAUUGUUUUUGUUUGCCCAUCUUUAGUUUUGUUUCCUCUUCCUCCCUUCUACAGACGCUGUAAGAGAAACUAGUUGAAGGCUUAUAUUCUAACAAUGUACAUAAUCUUCAUUGCUGCCAUGUGUACAAUAAAUAUAAAUACA